AUGCGUGGAAACGUCGCUCACUUCAGGUCUACAGUCUGCGUCAGCCAGGAUCCAUCUACCAAACGCCGCCAUCCUCGUGGCUACAUUGAAUUCCUGGAGCAGCACAACACCUCGCUCGAGAACCAUGUCGCCUUCCUCGAACAUACCAUCCGCGAGUGCAAUCCCGACCUAGAUCUCGACAAUCUGCCGCGCAACCGCAACCGCAACAGUGACAGCAACAGUAACAGCAGCCUUCGACAUGAAGACGACACUCUCAUUGCCACAUCAACAGAUGAGGCCGUGGAUCCAACCCUAAGGCGCCCGCUGUCCAGUCCCCAGGAGGCGCCUCCAUCUCUGGACAAAGACGGGGUUGCAGGUGUAGCAGCAGAACCAGACUCCUUAGCCCCCAACAGUGGCCCCGUGAUCGACGACAUGUCCAGCUUGGAACUGUUAUGUCUGCGAUCCGCCGGGGCCGAUCCUCAUUACUUCGGGGCGUCGUCGGCCUAUUCAUUCACCAAGAUGUUCUCCGCCAGCCUGCGGGCAGUGCGCAAGCAGGCGCCCGGCUUGACCAUGUCGGGGAUCCGAGACCAAAGCUUUGAAAGCCGGCCUUGUGCCACGCCCGCGCCGCUGCCCAACCGAGCGCUGGUGAGUAUGCUGACAAGCGCGUACUUCGACCAGGUGCAUCCGCAGUUCCCCUUCCUCCAUCGCCCAUCGUAUCUUCAGUGGGAGGAAGAGGUGAUGGCGGCCUCGGAGGCUGGCAUGACUCCGAAUCCUGUCUACGCUUUUUUUGUUUACGCGCUAUGUGCGGUAGGGGCCUUGACUGGACCCCUGGCGGGCGCGACUCUCCCCGAGGGCUUAUAUGCAGCUGCCGAGGGCUUGUUUGAGAAUGUGAUGCAGCAGAACUCCCUCGAAUCUAUCCAGGCCAUCCUGUGCUGUGCCAUGUACUCGAUCCGCUCUCCUAUCGGGGUGUCCGUUUGGAUGCUCUCCGGUCUGGCUCUUCGGCAAUGUCUCGAGCUCGGCCUCCACCGCAAGAUCCGCUGGUCCAAGAUGAAGUCGAAUUCGUUGAAAGUGGAACUGCGCAAGCGAGUGUUCUGGUGUUCUUACAACCUUGACCGCGCCGUGGCAAUCACGCUGGGACGGCCGGUGGGCAUUGCGGAUCACGAUAUUGAUGUGGAGCUCCCCUUAGACAUUGACGACGAAUACAUCACCAUGAACGGAGUGACGAAGCCGCCGCGAACGUCCAAGAUGGAACCGGUGACGACCAUCUCGACGGCCAUCCACACGAUCCGGCUACGGCAGAUCUGGGCGCGGAUCCAAAGCUCCGUCUAUCCCCAAGUCGGGGCGGAGGCGACGAUCCAAUCGUCGGCCCUCUUUGAACGGUUCAAGCGCGAGCUCGCCGACUGGCUGGAGUCGGCGCCUGAACAACUGCCGUCGAAUCGGGCGAACAACAACUCGUUCGGGUCGAAAGAGUGGUUUUCGCUCAUGUACCACCAUUCCAUCCUUCUCCUCCACCGGCAUCGGCUGCAUCAAUACCGGCACCACCACCCCAACCACCCCACCCCGUCGUCCGUCUACAUGGACUGCGCGCACUCAGCCCAGGCCAUCUGCAUGGUCUACCGACAGCUGUACGUCAGCCAGCGGCUCAACGACACCUGGGGCGCGCUGCAUGUGCUGUUCCUGGGCGGCGUCACCUUUCUGCACUGCCUGUGGUCCAGCCGCGACGCCAGGCUGGCCUACCGGCAAGACAAGGUGUCGACCAUCUGCACCUCGGCCCUGAUCGUGUUGGCCAUCAUGGCCGAGCGCUGGUCCGCCGUCGAGGCCUACCGGGACGCCUUUGAGAUGUUGUGCAGUGCCACCCAGACCAUGUUGGCCGAGACCUCGUCCUCCUCCGCCUCCUGUCCGCCCACCAUGCCGGUCAUCUCGUCCACGGGCCAUGGCCACGACCAAUUCACUGAUUAUCUGUCGUACAUGACUGAAGUGGGCAUGUGUUCGUCGGUGGAGGAAUUGUUGUCGAAUAUGGUGGAAUGA
Capronia epimyces CBS 606.96 is the source of this 2007-nucleotide messenger RNA. RefSeq lists its product as uncharacterized. The record is from RefSeq and is a predicted model, not a curated record. Gene Ontology annotation, biological process: DNA-templated transcription; positive regulation of transcription by RNA polymerase II. The transcript is spliced from 7 exons. Lineage: Eukaryota; Fungi; Ascomycota; Eurotiomycetes; Chaetothyriales; Herpotrichiellaceae. Gene Ontology annotation, molecular function: zinc ion binding; sequence-specific DNA binding; DNA-binding transcription factor activity, RNA polymerase II-specific. Bases 1 to 2007 code for a protein of 668 amino acids.